This is a messenger RNA of Misgurnus anguillicaudatus (oriental weatherfish), 1641 nucleotides long. Its product is annotated as myeloid-associated differentiation marker homolog. Gene Ontology annotation, cellular component: membrane. NCBI's taxonomy places the organism in Eukaryota, Metazoa, Chordata, Actinopteri, Cypriniformes, Cobitidae. The record is from RefSeq and is a predicted model, not a curated record.
UUUACAAAUCAAGGCCAUUUUGCUAUAGCUUUAGUUAAUAAAACAAUGAGUUAUCAAGAGGAUGUGGCAAACUGUGCUGCCCCUCCCUGUACUUCUUUCCUUGUGGGCAGGAACAUUACGUGCACAGUAACCUGGAGAACCAGACAGGACAACAGGGCAAAACCAAACAGAAAAUUAUACUGGAAUGGUGAGCAAGUAUGAGAGACCUAUCAAAGAAAAGAAGGUAAACUGAUGACAGGUUUUGAUUUUAAAGCCUGAAGGAACCACAAUUUUGAAAUAUACUUUCCAAAAAUUCAUCAUGGUAACUCUGAACAUCAAAGCCGUUACCGCACCGGUCGGAAUUGUCCGGAUUUUCGAAUUUGUGCUGACCUGCAUCACUUUCAGUCUGGUGGCUUCUCAGGGCCACACAACUUUUUCAUUUUGGGCAUGGUGCAUGUUCACCUGGUGCUUCUGCUGUUUCAUGACCCUUCUCAUCAUUACUCUGGAGUUCACCAGCCUCAAUACCAAGGUGCCCAUCUCCUGGGAUGACUUCACUGCGGCGUUUGCGAUGCUGGCCACCUUGAUGGUGCUGGCGGCCUCUGUCAUCUACCCCAAGUUUUUUGUGUGCUCGACGUGCGCUCGUGGGAUUGUGGCUACGGUGAUGUCCUGUUUGUCUUUUAUCCUGUACGCAGUGGAAGUAGGUCUUACCCGAGCGAAACCCGGGGAGAUCAGCGGGUUCCUGUCCACUGUGCCCGGCUUACUAAAGGUUGUGGAGGCCUUUGUUUCCUGUAUCAUCUUCAUCUCGCUGGAACCAAACUUUUACGGUUAUUUUCCUGGGUUGCAGUGGUGUGUGGCCGUCUACUCCAUCUGCUUCAUCGUCUCUCUUCUCAUCAUCCUCCUGACAAUCUGUAGGUUGUUGGCUCGAUGCCCCUUUCCAUUUAAUAAAUGUCUGACGGGUUACAAUGUGCUGGCGGUCAUGAUGUACAUGACGGCAAUGGUUAUAUGGCCACUCUACAGCUUCCGGAACAAUCCGAGACCACCGGAAUGUAACCCCUGCUACAGGGACAACCUGGUUGUUGUUUCAGUAAUGACCUGCAUCAAUCUGAUUGUAUAUAUUGUGGAUACAGUUUACUCAGUGCGGUUGAUCUUCUUUGUUUCACCUGCCUAGGAAAAGGACAAACCAUAUUAACCAACGUAUGGCAUCAGGCAAGAAGUAAAGUUUUAAUGUGGAGUUUUGUUUCAGUGAUAGAAUUAAUUCAAUUAAUACAAGAUUUUUAAUUAAUAAAAGAAUAUUACGAAUUUCAUAUUAAUGCAUUUAAAAUACUGGCUUAAACAAAUGUAGGGUUAAUUGUAACACGGCGCAGAAAAACUGAGGUCAGAUAAAUAUAGUUUAGCGUAAUAUGAAGUUUCAGUUUUAAAACACACAAAUUACGAUUAACAGUACAAUGUUGCAAAACUUGUUUUCUUACGCUUGCAACUUUACAAAACUGUUUUUACUAAUGCAAAUUUAUUUUACACCCCCACCAAUGUUAUCUUUCGCAUACAAAUUUUUUUGCCUUCAUUUUACCUUCAUAUAUAGUCCCACACAAGCUGUGGAUAGCCUGCUAACGUAAAGCCUGAUUUGUUUAAAGGAUCCAAUGUUUGGGUCACCAUUGAGCUUAG